Erythranthe guttata (spotted monkey flower) is the source of this 723-nucleotide messenger RNA. RefSeq names its product small ribosomal subunit protein uS11z. Gene Ontology annotation, cellular component: ribosome. The record is from RefSeq and is a predicted model, not a curated record. NCBI's taxonomy places the organism in Eukaryota, Viridiplantae, Streptophyta, Magnoliopsida, Lamiales, Phrymaceae. Gene Ontology annotation, biological process: translation. Gene Ontology annotation, molecular function: structural constituent of ribosome.
GCGUUCUUCACAUUUCAUAAGCCCCGUCUUUUCUAAAUUAGGGUUUAUCACACUCGAAUAGCAGAGCUCAGCCGUCUUCGAAUUCGCAGCCCAAGCAAUGUCUAGGAGAAAGACUAGGGAGCCUAAAGAAGAGAAUGUCACCCUCGGACCCGCCACUCGGGAUGGAGAAUUAGUGUUCUGCGUUGCUCAUGUCUUUGCCUCGUUCAACGACACCUUCAUUCAUGUGACAGAUUUAUCGGGAAGGGAAACCAUGGUUCGUAUUACAGGUGGUAUGAAGGUGAAAGCUGAUAGAGAUGAGUCAUCACCGUAUGCUGCUAUGCUUGCAGCACAAGAUGUUUCUACAAGAUGCAAGGAGUUGGGUAUUAACGCACUUCACAUUAAACUCCGUGCUACUGGUGGUAACAAGACUAAGACCCCUGGUCCUGGUGCACAGUCUGCACUCAGAGCCCUUGCUCGUUCUGGCAUGAAGAUUGGUCGCAUUGAGGAUGUGACUCCAAUUCCAACCGACAGCACCAGGAGAAAGGGUGGCAGAAGGGGAAGGAGGCUGUAACUUAUCAUUUGUUACGACAAAAUCCGUUGCAGUUACCAUUUCAAUUUGAACAACUUGGAAUAUGUUGUCUGAUUUUCUGGAUACCAAUAGUUGAGGGAUAGAGAAUUUUUCGGAAUAUAAAAUUAUCAUCUUGUCUCUUCUCAAAAUUUAAUGUUAUUUGCUAUUUCUUAUAU